Cavia porcellus (domestic guinea pig) is the source of this 2487-nucleotide messenger RNA. RefSeq names its product mitochondrial elongation factor 2 (gene Mief2). The record is from RefSeq and is a predicted model, not a curated record. The transcript is spliced from 4 exons. Bases 183 to 1547 code for a protein of 454 amino acids. NCBI's taxonomy places the organism in Eukaryota, Metazoa, Chordata, Mammalia, Rodentia, Caviidae. Gene Ontology annotation, biological process: mitochondrion organization; positive regulation of mitochondrial fission. Gene Ontology annotation, cellular component: mitochondrial outer membrane.
CGCUCCGAUUGGAGCGAGGGCCUGCUUGUCUGCGUGCCUCCAGGGCCAGCGGCCGCUCGCUGGGCCUGGGCAUUCUGUUCCUAGGUCUUCCACGUUCUACUUCCAGGAGGGUCUGAGGUUUAGGUCCUAGAGGAGCAGAGCGUCCCCGAGUUGGUGCGCUGACACAGAGACGGAGGAAGACCAUGGCUGAGUUCUCCCAGAAGAGGGGAAAGCAGCGUGGUGAGGAAGGCCUGGGCAGCGCUGUGGACUUCCUCUUGGCCAACGCCCGUCUGGUGCUGGGCGUGGGUGGGGCUGCAGUGCUGGGCAUUGCCACCCUGGCUGUGAAGCGGCUUAUUGACAGGGCCACUAGCCCUCAGGAUGAGGAUGAUGCCAAGGGAGACAGCUGGAAGGAACUGAGUCUGCUCAAGGCCACGCCACACCAACAGCCCCGGCCCCCACCUGCUGCCCUCAGUCAUCCCAUAUCACCGCUGGCCCCCUCACUCUCUGGUCCAGAAGAACCUACAGAUACGGAGCCUCAGAUGUUACCUCAACUCAUCUCCCCAGUGCCACUGUGUCUGACGUUCCAGGAGAAGCUGCUGGCAUUUGAGCGGGACCAUGUGGUUAUCCCAGCGGCUAAUGUAGCUUUGGCCAAACAGCUGGCUGGUGACAUUGCCCUGGAGCUACAGGCCUACUUGAGGAACAAAUUCCCAGAACUGCCUUUUGGGGCACUCGUGCCUGGAGGCCCCCUGUACGAGGGGCUGCAGGCUGGGACCACAGAGCAUGUGCGCCUCCUGGCACCGCUGGUACUGGAGCCAGGGCUGUGGAAUCUGGUGCCUGGAGUGGACACUGUGGCCCAGGACCCUUGCUGUUGGGCUGUGCGCAGGACUCAGCUUGAGUUCCACCCACGUGGGAGCAGCCCCUGGGACCGCUUCCUGGUUGGGGGCUACCUCUCCCCUCGAGUCCUGCUAGAGCUGCUCCGCAAAGCCUUGGGUGCCUCAGUCAACUGGCCGGCCAUUGGCGGCCUGCUCGGGUGCCUCAUCAGGCCCAACAUGGCCUCAGAGGAGCUGCUGCUAGAGGUACAGCAUGAGCGCCUGGAAUUCACCAUGAUUGUGCUCAUGGCAAUCACGGGGUCCAACCAGGACAACCGUCUCCUUCUGGCCUGGCCCCUGGAGGGGCUGGCAGGGAACCUGUGGCUUCAGGAUUUGUAUCCGGUGGAGACUGCCAGACUAAAGGCCCUUGAUGACCAUGAUGCUGGCACUCGCAAGAGGCUGCUGCUGCUGCUGUGUGGUGUCUGCCAUCGCCACCCAGCCCUGGGGCACCUGGGCCGAGACCAUCUGGCCCAGGUGGUGCUGCACCUGGGGGAGAAGGAAGUGGACUGGACUGAAGAGGCCUUGGGAGAGCGCUUUCUGCAGGCCCUGGAGUUGCUCAUACGCAGCUUGGAGCAGGCCAGCCUGCCUUGCCACUUUGACCCCAGUGUGAACCUCUUGGGUAGCUUGCGGGAGGACGAGAUAGAUGACAUGGGUUAUGCACUGUACAGUGGUCUCCAGGCACCUGAGGGGCUGCUCUAGAUGGGUGGGAACCCCGUGAUCAGCAUGUUUUCUGAUGCUGGUGAGGGUAUCCACCCCACCCCACAGAGACUUGCAGAGUAAGCUUUGCUUGUAGCCUGAACAAAGGAGGGUACCUUGCCUCAGUCCAUGGGGAGAGGCACGUGUGUAGGCUAUAGUCUCUUGGAUCCUUGAUCUUGGAGAGCCUGGGUUGCUGUCACCUGAGCACGGCUGGUCCGCCCUUUGCAGCUUGAAACACCAGCUACUCAGUCAGGUGCCUCCUCAGCAACUAGGGCCAACCUGGGACUUGGGCUCAGUUCAUCAUCACCAGCAAUGAGUCUACUGAGAACAUGGCUUCUCCUGUCCCAGGCCAGGUGGAUGAUGCUCCAUUUUUCUGCCAGAGAGAAAUUUACUACUUUUUUGGGCAUUAGCUCAGUGGAGGUGCAGAGUGCCUGAUCUUUUAAAUAUUGCUUUCUUCCAUUCUCGGGGGCUGGUAUCACCCGAGACCUGGGAGGACAGUGUUUUGCUAUUGAAGUGUUUUCCUGAGGUCUUCUGUGUGUGUGAAUUCUGCAGCUCUGCAGCAGAAGCUUGCUUUGAACUGCUGCCCACCUUAUACCUCAGGGAAGGCCCCUUUUCCUCUAGCUGGGUGAGUUUUCUCUUCAGGCCGCAGGGGCCCCAGGGAGAGCCCUUUCCCCAGGGCUUGUUUCCGCUGUGGGCUCCCUGAAGAGGAGAGCGUGUUUCCUACCUGAUUCCUGGAGGUCUCGGCCUCCUCCCCCUGCAGAGUGCCACAAUGAACUGUGAGUGUCCUUUACUCUACUCUGUACCUGCCUGAAGUGGAAGGGAUUGGAGGAGGGACAAUCUCCUUCCUCUCCCAAGGUUACCGCCUGUUCCUGUAUUGUUCCUGCUGAAAUAAAGCUAUGUAUGCCUUGAAUGUGAACAAGAAUAAAAGGAAAAAAUUCGCUCA